Bradysia coprophila is the source of this 810-nucleotide messenger RNA. RefSeq lists its product as uncharacterized. The record is from RefSeq and is a predicted model, not a curated record. NCBI's taxonomy places the organism in Eukaryota, Metazoa, Arthropoda, Insecta, Diptera, Sciaridae.
AUUUAAUGUAUGUGUAUUGUGUAUGUUGAACUCAACGAUAUUAUUUUGAGUAAAAUGUCGGCAAUCGAGUGUCGACGGCAGUUUUGUUUACAAUUUUGUUGUUAGUUAAAAUCAGAUUUUUUGUUGAAAAUGGUUUAUACUUGUUGUGUAAUGAGAUGUUCAUCAAAUGGAAAUAUGGUUGGACGUAAAUUUUUUCGGUUUCCAAUGAUUGACCACCACUCCGCUAAUAGCCUUGCAAAGUCGGAAAAAAGACAAAAGGCAUGGUUGAAUGCUUUGAAAAAGCCGAAUUUUCCGGAACGUCACUACAAGAAUGCAAAGGUUUGCGACCGACACUUUGUUUCUGGACGGUCGGCGAAUUUGCAUGACGUAUCAAACAUUGAUUGGAUACCGACUCUGAAUUUGGGAUACUCCAUCGAGAAGACAAAUGAUAGAGCUGUGACUGUUCAAAUUGGGUCUGGCGAGACGUUCACGAUUGUAGAAGUUGAUGAUCCAGGCGAUAAAGUAAAAAUUGAAGAGCAAACUGUGACCGACGAUGUAGUAACAAAUUGUGCCAACUAUCGGGACAGCGGAAGCGGAACACAAACAUAUAGCGAAUCGAAGGACUGCGGUACAAAUGCGCAUGAGGCAUACCACUCCUCUUCUUCAUCAACCGACAGCAACGGUUCGUUGCGAACAACUCGUGGUACUCAAACAAAACUUUUUGAGAGUGAAACUAUUGGAACACAAACUGGAUCAAAAUCAUUUUGCACAAGUGCUACCCAAACGGAUGAUGCUGAUACGAAGGAUCAGAUAUGAGAAUAUAGAAUGUGU